Messenger RNA from Ostrinia nubilalis (European corn borer), 2880 nucleotides. RefSeq names its product probable G-protein coupled receptor Mth-like 1. Gene Ontology annotation, biological process: cell surface receptor signaling pathway; G protein-coupled receptor signaling pathway. The record is from RefSeq and is a predicted model, not a curated record. The coding region runs from base 578 to 2029 and encodes 483 amino acids. The transcript has 8 exons. NCBI's taxonomy places the organism in Eukaryota, Metazoa, Arthropoda, Insecta, Lepidoptera, Crambidae. Gene Ontology annotation, molecular function: G protein-coupled receptor activity. Gene Ontology annotation, cellular component: membrane.
CAAAAAGGUUACGUAGACAUCAAAUAAUAGGACAUUUUCUCUACUUUUAGUUUCUCUAAGCAUGUUUUGUCAUAAAAUUAACCCGAAAGGAAAAGCCAUUAUUUUGCACCAAAUGACUGGACUAUUUUCAAAAACAAAAAAAGUCCGUGCUUUUAAGCGAUUUUGUGAAAAAAGCACCAUUGGCAGGAUAUGUCCCCAUAAUAAUAAUUGAUGCUUACUGUCCGUGUUGCAUAUCUUUUCUUAAAGGUUACAUCUGUCAUCCGCUUUGCACUGGAGGGAAGUCGAAAUGAACUUCAAAAUAUUUGUUCUUCUGAUUAAUUUCGUUGCGGGUCCAAUGACAGUUAACUUUCCUUCACUGGUUAGGGUUUUUAACGGCGGUCAAGCUGUAGACCUCCAGGGCUUGUCUUGAAACUGUUUUUCAGCGGAGACCUUAUUGAUCUAGGCCUUCUAUCGUGACUUGACGUCAUCCUUAUGUAAAAUAAAUACAGUAAAUUCUGUAAAUUACACAUUUAUUUCCCUAAUUAUUAUUUCCUUAACUCGCCAGUUCACGGCAUACUGCUCGCUGAACAAGUUCACAAUGUGGAAAAUUAUCGUGUCUCUGUCAAUGUGCAUUUGUGUAAAAAUAAGCUGUGCUAAGUUAAAAUGUGAUGUCAAAGAAAUUAUAGAUUUACAAAACAAAACAUUCGUGCCUGAUAAAGAUGACUUCUGCAAAGAUAAAAUUUGUGUUUUUCGUUUGUGUGUAAAGUCUAACUCUAUGCUAGUUAACACAGUAUGUACGACUUACGAUGACGCUAGUAAGAAGUUAAACAGGACAGUGAAUCCAUUCCCAUGGAAUAAAAUACACGAUUUAACAAAAACCCCGUCGAAUGAAGUUAAAUCUAACAUUAGUUAUAUCCGAGUCAAAAAUUUUAACAAGUUGAUAAAGGACAAAUGUCUGACGGAUUUUUUUGUUGAUCCUGCACAUCUGUUGGAGGACGGAUCAGUGUUAAUUGGAGAUGACCGAAUAGAACCUGGCAACUUCAUUGUAGAAUACAAAACAUCACAGCGAAAAGACGGGACAUGGACGGAGCCCAUGCUGAAGGUCAGAUUACUAACAGAAGAAGAAGAAGACUUCACGUCAAAUAUGUGUAAAGCCAUAGUAAUGAUAAUAUCCUGCUUCUUCAUGGCCCUGGUCAUAGUAAUAUAUUCAAUGUUCAAGAAGCUCCGUAGCUCGCAAUAUGGAAAAAUACUACUGGCUUAUGUAGCAUGUUUGACAGCAACCUUUUCGCUGAAGGCCGUCCAGCUAUUGGGAUUGAUGCUUAAAACUUUUGAAAGCACCGCAUGUAAAAUUUUCAGCGAGGGGCUUUUAUACGCGUUUUUGGCCUGUUUUUUUUGGUCGAACGUGAUGUCCUAUAAAGUUUGGAGAGCUGUAAGGUCCAAUUAUCAGCAAGUGACAACACAGCCGCACAAAUUUCUCCAGGCUUGUCUAUAUGGAUUCGGCAUGCCUUUACUCAUGCUAGUCGGUGCCGUGCUCAUUGAAGAAUUAAACCCUAAAUUUAUCAAAAUAAAACCGAAAUUCGAUGACUGCAUGCAUUCAGAAAAAGCUACAUUAUAUUACCUGUACGUUCCCGUUACGAUAAUGUUAUGUAUCAACGUGAUAUUCUAUUUGAUGACGCUGUAUUCUCUUUAUAUGAAAAAAAAGGACAGCAAUAACACUUUUUCCGGUCCAGAGAGCAAGAAUACGAAGCAAAAUAAAAACAUGUAUAUUAUUUAUGCUAAGCUCUCACUGUUGACCGGCCUCAACUGGAUCGUGGACGUUAUUGGGGCGUAUGUGGAUCUUUCCAGAACCAUGGAUCUUAUUUUGGAUUUCAGUAACAUCAUUUUAGGGAUCAUACUUUUCAUUACCUGCGUAUGCCAAAAGAGUGUUCUGAGACUACUUUGUAAGAGGUUUAAUAUCAGCAUUCGUUGCCUGAAGUCCCAGGCGCAGGAAUCUUCAAUGGAUAGCACUAACAUAAGAAAAUCUAGUAGUCAAAGGAAUAGGCAGGCAUGAAUUUAAGAGCAUGAGCGUUGUUAUUUAUUUUCAUGACGUGUUAUCUGUAAAUUACUUAUUUAUAAGCAAUCAGUCUGAUCAAUGUAUUAUUAUCAUUUAAUUUUUUACCAUUAAUAUUAAAUUUAACUUGCAAGGCUUAUAAAUUCUGUGUUUACAUGAAUUAAUCACUUAAAAUUAAGUUAAAAAGUUGCCUACCUACUUAACAAAUACCUUAAUCAUUUGUAAGUGAGAUAUGGAAAUAAUAAUGUAGAUUUAUUCAUAAUAAAGUAGAAUAUUAGGUAAAAUAAUAUCUUAUUUUUCUGUCUCUACCCUACACUAAUGCUGUAAACGCAGCAUUAUUUUAAGGCGAGCACACGGCAUGCUACUUUUUCGGCGAUUAUGUAGUCGCAUUAUUUUCAUUGUGUUCUAUUAUUAAGUAUUAUUUUACCUAGGUAUCAUUAAACACUUUUCAUUGUGUUCGAUCAACUUGGGGGUGGAGUGGUGGAACACUAGUGACCUGGAUACGAGUUUUUCCUACCUUUAUCAGACACCAGCUCAGAUCAUAGAAGGAUUUGGUUCCAACGAGACUCAAUUUCAACGGGAGACAUUUUCAAUCAGACACAUUCCCACGUGGACACAUCAAUUAUUGUAUCAUCAGUUAAAUUUUUUAAUGAAAAAAAUAAAAUGUGUUAAUUGUCAUGGGUAUGUAUUCGUCUGCCGUUUGGUGUAGUGGUUCAGAACGGACUACUAUGCCGAGAGGUCCCGGGUUCGAUUCUCGGCCAGGCAGAAAUUGAAAUGAUGCAUUUUAAUUUCUGUGACCGGUCUGGGUGUUAGACUAUCUAUACUUAUAAUAAAUCUGUACAGAGGUCAAU